AUGGCUGACUCUCCAGGAGAAGGGCCACCUCCCGAUGCCGAAGGGUUGGACAGACCUUCCGAGAACGAAGAUGAAUUGGACGACCUGCAUGAUGAGUUCGAUGACCCUCAAGCAGUGGCCACUGCCGAUGCCGCAGACCCAGACUCCGAUGACGAAUCACUUCUCUCCGAAGUCGAUGAAGCCCAGUUUGCAGACUUCGAUCCAACAGCUGUACAAGUCGCGCCUGAUUUCGAUACGCUCAACAAAGCCAUCAAAGUGACGAAGAGAAAGAGGGCAGACGGUGAAGAGGAAGCACCCAAAAAGAAGAAGGAGAGGACGCGGGAAAAGGUCAGAAAAAACCAGCGCAGACCAGACAGUGAUGAUGGCUUCUCUGGCGGCGAAGAAGUAGAUGGCAAGCGGUCACGAAAAUCCAAGCCGGAUGGCGAAAGAAAGCCCAAAGCUCCACGCCCGGAAAUCAAUGAAGAAGACUUGACUCCUGAAGAGCGAAGACGGCGAGCGUUAGACAGAGCUAUGGAUGCUGCGGUCAAGAAGUCGUCCGGGAAGAGGCUUCGGAAGGGUGAUAUUGAUCUUGAGCAGAUGGCGGAUGCGGAGAUUGAGGAGAUGCGCAACAAGAUGAUUACAGCGGCAGAGGCGGAUGGAGAAUUGGUUCGACAGGGUUUACCUGCUUCCGAAAAGCUCAAGAUGCUUCCAAACGUUGUCAGCUUGUUGAACCGCAACAAUAUUGUCCAGUCGAUCUUGGACCCGGAGACGAACUUGUUGGAAGCCGUUCGAUUCUUCUUGGAACCAUUGAGCGAUGGUAGUCUGCCAGCCUACAACAUUCAGCGUGAAUUGUUUGCAGCACUUGGCAAGCUUCCGAUGAACAAGGAGACGUUGAUAUCUUCCGGCAUUGGAAAGGUCAUGCUAUUUUACAGAAAGUCCAAAAGAGCAGAGCCUGCCAUCAAACGACAGGCCACCAAACUGAUGGAGGAGUGGUCAAGACCUAUCUUGCAGAGGAGUGAUGAUUACACGAAGAAGACUUGGGCUCGGGCGACUUAUGAUCCGACGAGGAGAAGAGAUGAUGGACAACCAGCUGUUAUUCCAAAGGCAAGGGUUAAUGUGGCGCCUGGUCAGAAACAGAGCAAUAGGGCGAGAUUGCUGCCAGGAGCGACUAGCUAUACCAUCGUGCCGGAGGUGUCGACAAUAGUCAGACGUUGA
Messenger RNA from Exophiala viscosa, 1194 nucleotides. RefSeq lists its product as uncharacterized. Gene Ontology annotation, cellular component: nucleus. The coding region runs from base 1 to 1194 and encodes 397 amino acids. The record is from RefSeq and is a predicted model, not a curated record. NCBI's taxonomy places the organism in Eukaryota, Fungi, Ascomycota, Eurotiomycetes, Chaetothyriales, Herpotrichiellaceae. The transcript has 2 exons. Gene Ontology annotation, biological process: poly(A)+ mRNA export from nucleus.